AUGCUGCACGUGGCUCGCACCGUUGGCGGCACUGUGUUCACGCGUAGGUUCGUGAACAGGGCUGUCACGUUCACGCUGGGCUUUAUCACAUCGUACGCGUUCACCAACCCCGAUCUAGAGCGUGUUUGGGAGGUACACCCGGCGUUCUCCCAGCGCGACUACGCCUUUUUGAGUUUUUACGAGGUCGACAAGGAACACUCGUCUGAGUUCGAGAACAAUGUUAAGUGCCUGACGCGGUACCUCCAGACUCAGGAAGGUUAUGGCAGCACAAAGCUUGUUCGCCUAGAGAACAUGACCCCCGGAGGCCCACUGGAUCGAUACCAGUACCUGGGUAUUCAGACGUGGUUCAGCCCGGAUCUUAUGAAAAAGGCUACCAGCCAGUCCUUUUCGCAGCGCAUGAUUGCUAAACUGUGCCUACGUUCGCCCUUCAACAGCGUAAUGUACAAGAUUGUAGUUGACGACCGCGACUUCGUGCCAAACGCAUGA
Molecule: messenger RNA, 486 nt
Organism: Babesia ovata
Lineage: Eukaryota; Apicomplexa; Aconoidasida; Piroplasmida; Babesiidae
Exons: 2
Coding region: 1-486 (161 amino acids)
Source: RefSeq, a predicted model, not a curated record